AGCUCAACCAAUAACAAAGAACUUCUCUAGCCGCUAUAAUGUUUGCACUGUGGUCACAUGACUAGGUUGCUAAGAGCGAUAUGAUGCUAAGCCAUGUGUUGACAACCUGGCUUAUUGGAGAAAGUUAGCCAUAAUACCGAAAGGAACCUUAAUCUGCGCUUCAUAUUUUUGGAAUUCUUUCCACUUUUGGAGGCCAGUUAACAACAUCCUCUAACCAUGGAAUUUCUAGGACACACUCAGACAGCUUCCUAUAUGACAGGACCCCGCAUGGGGGGUAGCGGAAACCCAACAUUCCUGCCAUCUAUCAGCACAAUGCAGUCAUCAUACAAACCAUACGAUACAUACCCCGCUCCUUCCCCCCUCAGGCGCUCACUGACAACUAUGCCCUGGAGACCAAGCACCUAUUACCAGACCGCCAAAGUCAACCCCAGUUCUGCUGUUACAAAAAGUAUGCCCGAACCACUUUCAACCACUAACAGAUUGUCCGAGUUAGACAGUAUUAAAGUCCCCCCAGUAUUUGCUGCUGCCAGAAACGCCCUUUACACAAGGUACACUCCUAAUGAUUGGAUGCGAUCCAACUCUGCUAACUACCAAGCCUCAGACCGUGUCCGUAGUGGAGCUGAGAGGCUACGAUUUGAUACUGCUAGACUUUGUAGAGAAACUGAUGAAAAAACAAAGAGAGCACAAGCCGAUGUUGGCAAAAAAUUAGGAGAACGUAUCGGGGACAUUCAAUUCUGGAAAACAGAAGUUUGUAACGAAACAGACAAUAUGAUCACAGAAAUAAAUGCUCUAAAUGAAGCCAAGAGAAUAAUGGAAAAAUCACUAGCUGAAACAGAAAACCCACUUCACAUAGCUAAAGAGUGUUUAUACAACAGAGAAAAGCGUCAAGGGAUAGAUUUAGUCCACGACAAUGUAGAACAGGAAUUAAUCAGGGAAGUCGAUGUAAUUAAAAGAUGCCAAGAAAAAAUGAGGCAAACAAUUGAGAAGGCUAACAUGCAAAUUGCCUUGGACCGUGCUGCACAGCAUGAGCUAGAGAAAGACCAAAGUGAUAAGCACCGUGCACUGAAUUUAGACAACACUUGCCACCAGCUUCGUAACACGUCACGUGGUCUUGCUUACCACGAUGGCAUCCAAAGAACUGAUAAUACCGUUUCUGUACCAGAGACCUGGGCUAAAUUCAGCAACGACAACAUCCAGAGAUCACAAAGUGAGCGUGGUGCAUCGAAGAAUCUUAGGAAUGAAAUUGAGGCUAUCCUCAACCAGUGUGCUAACGAUAUGUGGCAAGAAUGGAACGCUAGCAACGUUGGACUCACACAGAGAAUCCAAGAGACCGUUGAUGCAAGAAACAAGCUUCAAACUCAUCUUUCAAAGACUCUUCAAGAGAUUUUCGACAUGGAGAAGAAUAUCGAGCUUCUGAAGAAAUCCAUUCAAGAUAAGGAAGCUCCCAUGCAGGUGGCCCAGACCAGACUUGACACACGUACACACAGACCAAAUGUUGAGUCAUGCAGAGACCCAGUUCAACACAGAUUGGUUUCUGAGGUGGGUGAGAUUUCCGAAACUGUUGACUCUCUACAGUACAAACUUCGUGAGGCCGAAAAUGCCCUGCAACAUCUUCUCCGUACAAAGUCUAGUCUUGAACACGACCUCUCUGUCAAAAAUAACAGUCUGUUCAUUGACCGUGAAAAAUGCAUGGGAAUGCGUAAAACUUUCCCUAUGUCACCACGUGUGGCUUCAUACUAGACAUUUGCUAGAAAUUUUGUAAUCCAAUUUGUUAUCACCACUUUCAAUAUCAAUUAUCAUCUUGGGAAUCACUGAGAAUAUUGAUUAUUAAGGUAUUAUAAACAACCAGGCGUGACAGACUGAUAUCUGAUUCAUUUUAUAUAUCUCUUAAUUGGAGUGGUGAGAACAAACUGGAUUGACUUACAUAAAAGUAUUAUUUCACACAUCGAUGGUGCAAUUAUUGGGGAAUGAAUCGAACAGAGACUGAAGAAAGCGAAGAAGUAGCGCAACGCCAUCUUUUAAAUUAUUUUUAUAUUAAGAAUUGAUAAUGAUGAAAACUAGACACUUUAGAAAUGACAUUUUUCAUAAUAAUCAAUGUUGUCGACAAUUUUUCAUAAUUUCCUUAAUAAAUACUUAAAGUCAUUUAACUGUUAGUGAAAAAGUGAAAACACAACUUAGGAUGGAUUUGUAUAAUGUAUACAUUAUUGUUAAGAAUGAUCAUAGAAUGUAGAAUGAUAGAUUAUUAUAGAUGCCAUAUGCAGCAUACAUCUGCAUGUAUAUUAUUGUAUAUUUUUCAUAUAUGUACAUUUUUGUAUUAUAUUCAUAAAAAAUGAUGUACAUAUUUUUGCAACACAUGCAUGAAGCAUGAAAUGCUAAAGAUUCUCUGAUAUUAUAGAUAAAUGUUGAUCAUUUACGGUACAGUAUAUAUGAAAUUGCUGAUUCCAUCCAUUCAAUUUGUAUUUAUGUAAACAGUUUGAUUUUUGGUUUUUAUCUUGUACAGAUUGAUUUACAGUAUUUAUAUCACAAUAAACUCUUAUAUGCAUCAACAA
This is a messenger RNA of Owenia fusiformis, 2549 nucleotides long. The record is from the annotation of a GenBank genome assembly. NCBI's taxonomy places the organism in Eukaryota, Metazoa, Annelida, Polychaeta, Sabellida, Oweniidae.